Molecule: messenger RNA, 1958 nt
Organism: Theobroma cacao (cacao)
Lineage: Eukaryota; Viridiplantae; Streptophyta; Magnoliopsida; Malvales; Malvaceae
Product: ABSCISIC ACID-INSENSITIVE 5-like protein 7
Biological process (GO): positive regulation of DNA-templated transcription
Cellular component (GO): nucleus
Molecular function (GO): DNA-binding transcription factor activity
Source: RefSeq, a predicted model, not a curated record
ACUAGACACUUGUCGCCUCCACACUGCUAAACCCUCUUUCUCUUCAGAGAAACGACACAGCUCUCUCUCUCUCUCCCUCUCGCUCGAGUCCACACACACUCCCGAUUUUCAACACAUUUUAUUUUUUAUUUUUGUUUACGAAAAUUAAAUACUACUGCCGAAAAUAAAAUUAAAAGGGCAAUCGUGAUUUGAGGUCAUCUGGGGCAAUCUUGAUUUGAGGUCAUCUGUGUCUGCUGCUGUUUAAAAAGAGACAUGGGAUCUCAUCUGAAUUACAAGAACUUUGGUGAUGCUCCAAGUAUGGAAGGAAACGGGUCAAAGCCACUGGGGAAUUUCCCAUUGGCUAGGCAGUCAUCUAUAUACUCAUUGACCUUUGAUGAGCUGCAGAACACCUUUGGUGGACUUGGGAAGGACUUUGGGUCAAUGAACAUGGAUGAACUCUUGAAAAAUAUAUCAACUGCUGAAGAGACUCAGGCUGUGACAACAGCUUCAGUUGCUGGAGGAGAAGGAAGUUUUUCUGGUGGGAAUUUGCAGAGGCAAGGAUCAUUGACAUUGCCGAGGACUCUGAGUCAGAAAACGGUUGAUGAAGUAUGGAGAGACUUGAUGAAAGAAAAUGAUGGUGCUAAAGACGGAAGUAAUGGCGGUGGUGUUGGUGGAGGAGCAAGUUUACCACAGAGGCAACAGACUUUGGGAGAGAUGACGUUGGAGGAAUUCUUGGUGAGGGCAGGUGUUGUAAGAGAAGAUAUGCAACAGAUUGGAAUGGCAAACAAUAGUGGAUUCUUCGGUAACAACACUGGUGUAGCUCUCGGAUUUCAACAGACAAAUAGAAACAAUGGCUUUUUGAGUAACAAUAACUCAGUUCUCAAUCAUCCUCCAAGGUUACCAUUGAACAUGAGUGGAGUCAAAUCCUCACAGCCACAGCAGCAGCAGCAGCAACAACAACAACAACAACCACAGCAACAGCAGCAGCAGCAGCCACAACCACUCUUUCCCAAGCAACAAACAGUAGCAUUUGCUCCUUCUAUGCACUUAAUGAACACUGCACAGCUUGCUAAUCCAGGAGUUAGGGGUUCAAUGGUUGGAAUUGGUGACCCAUCUAUGAAUAGUAAUCUAGUUCAGUCUACCGGGCUGCAGAGUGGUGGGAUGGGAAUAGUUGGUUUAGCAUCUCCUCCAAGCCAGAUAUCUUCAGAUAUGAUUCCAAAUAACAGCGUAGAUGCCACUUCUUUGUCACCAGUUCCUUAUGUAUUUGGCCGGGGAAGAAAAUGCAGUGCAGCUUUGGAGAAAGUAGUUGAGAGAAGGCAAAGGAGAAUGAUUAAGAACAGAGAGUCAGCUGCAAGAUCACGAGCUCGCAAGCAGGCCUAUACAUUGGAACUUGAAGCUGAAGUUGCAAAACUUAAAGAAAUGAACCAAGAAUUGCAGAAGAAACAGGAAGAAAUGAUGGAAAUGCAGAAAAAUCAGAUGUUAGAGACAAUGAGUCGACCGUGUAAAAGACACUGCUUGAGAAGAACGCUGACUGGUCCUUGGUAGAGUUGGAACUGCUGAUGGUACAAACUUUACUUAGAUACGCAAUCCUGGCCAGUGGUAUGGCACAAGGAUUGCGGGUGUGCAUCUAUUAUCUGUAUCUUAUACUGCAGAAGGGGUAGAUAGCUGUAUGAAUAGGAGCAAAGGGUUUUGAGUUGUAAAUUAUGAACUUAAUACUAUUAGCUCAACCGUGUAGAUUAGACUUUCUGGUUGGCUUGAUCUCUGUUUGCCUAUCAUGAUAUAACGUUGACAACAAAGGCAUGUAGGAAAGUCAGACGUAUUUCUCCUCUUAUGUUUUUACACUCCACCCACAGACUUGGUUAGUCUCUAACCUACCAUUAGAUUUGACUUUUUAAUUUAAGACAUCUCUUAUCUUUUUGCCUUGUUGUAACAGAUAAACUUAGGUCAUCGAAUCUGUUUAUUCAUUUGAUGUUGUGCUA